AUGGGAAGACUCCGCCGCUCUCGUGUCCACAAGGGAAUCCGUGAUAUCAAGCGCAAGUACCGCACCAAGCGUUACAUGCGAGAUAUCGACCAGAUCCAUGGCGAUAUCCAGCCUGAGAACGCCAGCAAAUACGAGAAGCCCGAGCUCGACCCCGAGUUGCCUGGACUGGGACAGUUCUACUGUAUUCAGUGCGCUAAGCACCACAUUAACGAGGAGUCGCUUGCGGAACAUCAGAAGGGAAAGAUCCAUAAGAAGAGAUGCAAGCUGCUGAAAGAGGAGCCUUACUCGCAGGCCGAGGCCGAUGCCGCAGCUGGACUCCAGAGAGCCGAUACCAAGCCCAAGAAGGCCAAGACUGAGGCUAUGGAUGUCGCUGAGAACUCCACCGCAUAA
Molecule: messenger RNA, 390 nt
Organism: Linnemannia hyalina
Lineage: Eukaryota; Fungi; Mortierellomycota; Mortierellomycetes; Mortierellales; Mortierellaceae
Source: the annotation of a GenBank genome assembly